GUUGGCCCACGAACCUCUUGGAGGAUGCAGCCACGCACAGGAGGGUCUUAGCAGCGCUUUUCAUCACCGGCAUCACGCUCGUGGCGCUGGAGGAUGUUCUGCGACUGGACAAGUCGGCGAUCAUGCUUGUCUUGGCUUCCGUGAUGUGGACGUAUCACGCGGCGGGCAUUCAUGCCAGAUCUGCAGAAGGGCACGAGCUCCUCGAGGAGGAACUGAUGAAAGGACUCUUUGAGGUUGGCAGCGUCAUCUUGUUUCUGUUGCCUGCCAUGUGCGUGGUGGAGUCCAUCGAUCACAUGAAUGGCUUCGCAGUUGUCACAGCGUUCAUCGUCCGCCACACACAGGAGAAGGCCGGGCGGCUGAUGCCCAUCGUCUGCAUCAUCGCCUUCUUCCUGAGUUCGGUGAUCGACAAUCUCACCGCCACCAUCGUGUGCAUCAAAAUCCUGCAGCGGGUGGUGCCUCACAACCAGGACUGGCGCCACAGCUGCGGAG
Molecule: messenger RNA, 489 nt
Organism: Symbiodinium necroappetens
Lineage: Eukaryota; Dinophyceae; Suessiales; Symbiodiniaceae
Source: the annotation of a GenBank genome assembly